GACUCUGGAAAAGCUCGUUUUAUAAAUCGAAGCUCGUUUUAUAAAUCGAGCAGGCAGCGGAUUGUCACAUCCUCUUCUAUAUCUCUAAUUUUGCAGAGAUUUAAGCGAGCAUUGCUGCGCAUUUGUAUUUAGCGGGGAAUGGGGAGAAAAUCGGAGAAAAUGGCGGAGGUGGGGGCGCCAUUGUCUAAAUUUGGGGUUUUAGUGGCACAGUUAAAUUCCAUUGUUGCCUCUGCGCGACAGCAAGCGCCCGAUCCUUUACUCUGCUUCGAUCUUCUCUCAGAUCUUGUAUCCACCAUUGAAGAUGAACCCAAGGAGUCUAUUCUUUUAUGGCAAAGGAAGUGUGAAGAUGCCUUGCAAUCUCUAAUCCUAUUUGGAGCUCGUCAUCCUGUACGUCGACUUGCAUCAAUUGCUAUGGUACGGAUUAUAGAUAAGGGUGAUAAUAUAUCAGUAUAUUCACGGGCAAGUGGAUUUCAAGGUUGGCUUUCAGAUUCAAGAAAAAAUGAUCCUCUAUCUUUCAUUGGUGCUGCUCAAUGCCUGGGAAAUCUAUAUCGGUCAUAUGGGCACAAAAUCACAUCAGGAUUGGUUGAGACAAGUAACAUUGUAGUGAAACUAAUGAAGUAUCCUGAGGUUAGUGUCAGGAUUGUGGCUCUUGAGAUGCUUCAGGAUGCACUCGAAGGUUCUGCAGGGGCAGGUCCAUUUGCAGCUUACUCAGAAGCUUUCCGUACGGUUAUGCGGUUUGGUGUAACAGAUAAGUCACCAGCUGUGAGAACUGUGGCAGCUGGAUGUCUAAGAGCUUUUGCAAUUACCGGAGGGCCUGGAUUAGGAGCCAGUGGACUUGAAAAUUCCGCCUCUCUUUGUGUUAAGGCUUUGGAGGAUCCCAUUCCAUCUGUCAGAGAUGCAUUUGCAGAGGCAUUGGGAGCAUUAGUAGCCCUUGGUCUAAAUCCAGAAUCACAGGUUCAGCCAAAAGGCAAAGGGCAACCUGGUUUGGCAAGAACUUUGGAAGGAGGCUUGCAGAAGCAUUUGAUUUUGCCUUUUAUUAAAGCAACUGGACCACGACAUAAAGAUUUGCGUGUUGGUCUGACAAUGGCUUGGGUGUCAUUUCUAGAGGGAACACAUUUGAGAUAUCAACAUAGUGAUACAGAGUUGCAAAACUUUGCAUUGCAAGCCAUGGAUAUGCUCCAUGGAAAUUCGGUUAUUGAUGCACAAGCACAGGCAUGUGUACUGUAUAUUCUUCGAGUUGGUAUUGUAGAACAGAUGAGUGAACCAACUCAGAAGGAGUUUAUGAUCCUUUUGGCAAAACAGCUUUGCCUACCGGAUACAAGUCCUUCGAUGCUUGUAGUUACACUGCGGACUCUCUCCCAUUUGUUAACCACUCUGGGUGAGGUGUCAUUGGAUUCAAAGGAGAUUCUCGAUAACUCUUUGGUUGAAACACUGUCAAACUCUUCACUUCCUGUUCGUGUAGAAGCCGCAUUAACACUGCGUACUUUAGCUGAGGUGGACCCUAGUUGUGUUGGUGGUUUAAUUUCAUAUGGUGUAACAACUUUGCGUGCCUUGCGUGAGACUGUUGCAAUUGAAAAGGGUGAGAGAUUAAGACCGGAACUGGACUGUCUUCAUGGUCAAGCAGCAAUGCUGGCUUCAUUAGUAUCUGCAUCACCGAGAUUGCCUCUUGGUAUCCCGACAAGGCUGCCAUUAGCUAUCUUAGAAAUAUCUAAGAAGCUGUUACUGGAAUCUAGUCGAAACCCUGUGUCAGCUGGUGUGGAAAAGGAAGCUGGCUGGAUGCUUUUAGCUGCUGUUAUCUCAUCUAUGUCAAAAGAUGAGUUGGAAGAACAGGAAUUUGACAUUCUUGCUUUAUGGACUAUUCAUUUUGGUGGCAAUAUUGAGCACCGAUUAAAACAAGCGGAAGAAAAUUUGGAGGCAGAAGUAUGUGGCUGGUCUGCUGCGGUUGAAGCCCUAACUGCAUUUGUGAAGUACUAUGUUGUUCCUAACAGAACAUCUAAGAAUGAAGGGAUCUUAUUGCAGCCUGUUCUUGGUUAUCUUGAUGGGGCAUUAUCCUACAUUUUGUCGCUAACAAUGAAACCAUUUCAAGUCCCAAAGCAAGCCAUGGACCUCUUCACUGUUAGAACUCUAAUAGCAUAUCAAGCUCUUCCUGAUCCUUUGGCAUACAGAAGUGACCAUUCUCGAUUGCUGGGGCUUUGUACUGCCCCAUUCAGGGAAGCCUCAAGUUGUGAAGAGAGUUCAAUUUUGAGGCAGCUGCUAGAUCAUAGAGAUGCAUCUCUUGGACCUUUAACUCCUGGAAGGGAUUCGUUCGAAGAUGAGUUACGAGCAUUUGAAGGUGGUUCUGAUGGGCCUUUGCCCUGUAUAUGGGAAGAUGACCUUCCCAUUUUUCCACAACACGUGCCUUUGGGUAGACUUCUUGUGAAUCACAUGCUUUUGUGUUUUGGGAUUAUCUUUGCUGCUCAGGGAUCUAUUGGCAAACUUCAGCUUCUUGAUACUGUUGAGCAGUCUAUCAAAACUGGGAAAAAGCAGGCUUGGCAUAUAGGAAACAUUACAAAUGUUUGUGUGGGACUUCUUUCUGGUUUGAAGGCAUCAUUGGUGUCACGUGCUAUGAAAUCAGAGGCAGAAGUUCUACAACGGAUGCAAUCUGUCUUUCAGGGUAUUCUUUCAGAGGAGGGUGCUUGUAUUGCCCAGCGAAGGGCUGCUGCUGAGGGACUUGGUCUAUUAGCUCGAGUAGGAAAUGACGUCUUUGCUGCACGACUGACACGUUCACUUAUUGCAGAUGCUACUGGCGCAACUGAUUCUAAUUACAAAGAAUCUAUUUCACUUGCACUUGGAUGUAUUCAUCGAAGUGCAGGGGGGAUGUCAUUGUCAAUAUUAAUACCUAUGACAGUGCAGUCAUUGUGUAUGAUGGCAAGGGAUCCUAAGGAUUCUGUUCACAUAUGGUCUCUGCAUGGUCUUUGCCUUACAAUUGAAGCUGGGGGUCUCUCUUGUGUUCCACAUGUUCAAACAAUACUAUCUCUUGUGAUGGACAUUCUAUUAUAUGAGGAACAUCCAGGAAUUGAGCUUCGACAAAAUAUUGGCCGUUUGGUAAAUGCUAUUGUUGCUGUUUUGGGUCCAGAACUUUCUCCUGGGAGCUCAUUUUUCUCUCGUUGCAAGUCUGUCAUUCAAGAGAUAAGUUCAGGGGAAGAGCCUUCAGUACUACUUGAGUGUGUGCGAUUCAACCAGCAACUUGUACUUUUUGCUCCUCAAGCUGUUUCUGUUCACUCCCAUGUGCAAACACUGAGACCAACACUUUCAUCUAGACAGCCAACACUCCGGCAAGCUGCUGUCUCCACUCUACGACAUUUAGCUGAAAGGGAUCCGGUUGUCAUGAUUGAUGAGCGAAUAGAGGAGGAUCUCUUUUCAAUGCUUGACAUGGAAACUGAUUCAAUGAUUGGGAAAAUUGUUCGUGCAACCAUUGAUCGACUUCUUGAUGCAGCAUGCCCUUCGUUCCCUUCACGUUGGCUACAAAUAUGUCGUAAUGUGGUGCUUGCAACAUCAACCAAAAAAAGUGCUGAUAAUGGUUCUCUAGAAUCAGAAAAAACUCAUAAUCAUGAUUCCUUUGGAGAAGAUGAUGAAGGUAUGAUUGUGAACUCUAAAAAAGCAGAAGGUUCAGAAUCCAUUUCCAGUCGUUUACACAAAGUUGAUAAAGGUGAUCAACUCCCACGAUACAGGACUCGAGUAUUUGCUGCAGAAUGUUUGAGUCGGCUACCUAAUGCAGUUGGAAAGGAACAAAAUCACUUUGACCUGUUACAAGCACGAAAAGGCAAAAUGAUUCAUGGUGUACAAACUAGUGGUGAUUGGCUUGUUCUUCAUCUCGCAGAGCUGGUUGCUCUUGCAUACCAGAUCAGCACUGGCACCUUUGAGAAAAUGCGGCCACUAGGGGUAACAUUGCUGAGUACAAUAGUGGAUAAGUUUGAGAAAACAGAAGAUCCAGAACUCCCCGGGCACUUUCUGAUGGAGCAGUAUCAGGCACAACUUGUUUCUGCCGUUCGAACAGCUGUAGAUGCAUCUGCUGGCCCGAUUCUCUUGGAUGCAGGUUUUCAGCUGGCCACAAAGAUUUUGACAAGCAGCAUUGCAAGUGGGGAUCGAGUGGUACUUGAACGCAUGUUUGCUAUGAUAUCACGCCCUUUAGGUGACUUUGAAAGCCUUUACUACCCUUCAUUUGCAGAAUGGGUCAGUUGUAAGGUUAAAAUUAGACUUCUGGCUGCUCAUGCAGCCGUCAAGACAUAUGCAUAUUACUGCAUUAAAAAUGGUCUUAGCAAUACAGAAUAUUCUGCCUUAGUUCCCUUAUUUUUAAAGAACUCAACCUUCCUUGGUCGUUGUUGGAUUGGACUUCUUCAAGAUCAUGUAUUUCUGCAUACACACAUACUCUCAAAGAGAAAGUACAAGCCAUUUCUUGACGGUAUUCAAUCGGCAGCCAUUUCAUCAGUUGUGCAUCCAUAUUUAAGUGAAAUCUGGCCAGUAAUUCUUCAAGCUGCCACCUUGGAUGCAGCCCCAGCAAAAUUUGAGCAUGAAAUGGCCCCUGUCAUGUACGCCUCUGGUCAUGUAAUGGUUAAAUUAGAAACAAGAGAUUUCUAUUUGCUUUGGGGACUUGCAAUGCUGAUUCUGUUUGAGGGACGGCAUGAAGCAAAAAAUGAAAAAUUGAAGCAAUUCUCCAGCUCCUGCACCUACAGCGUGAACGGAAAACUAGCUGCAGAAAUACCUCCACCCAUGAGCUCACAAUUAGUUGCCUUGUAUGCACUUCAAUGCCUGUCAAACCAAGGAUUUUACAAUCAAGAAAUGGUUUCCCACAAACUUUGCUUGGAGCUCUUGCAGAUACUUAUGUACCCUGGUUAUAUCAACUCUCCUCAGACCAUCACUUUGGUCUCAUCAAUUCUAGAACAGGUUAUUGAAUUUUCUCCAGAUGAAUACUUCAUGGAUGAAAGCUUUGUUUUUACAAUAACUGAACUGUGUAUGCACUGCAUGCAUAAAUUAUUUGGAAGUGAUGAAUCCAAUUUUCCAAGAUACAGUGAUCUAAUUGCCUCAUCAUUACAAAUAUCUGAGAGACUUAUUUGCCGGCUAAGCUCUAAGAUGCAGACACAAGUGGCAUCAACUGUGUUCUAUGCAAGCUAUGGAUAUGUUCUUCUAGCUCCAAUGGGAUCGUCCAUCUCCAUGGUUGCUGCAUUUAUAGGAGAUAUUGCAGCUCAAUUGGCAACACAGUGUACUGAUGAAAGCUGCUUGGAUGAAAAUAGCAGGGACCAGAUAGAAAUUCUUUUAGGGUCUUUGGUGCAAACCAUUGCACAAGAUUGUGAACAGCACUUUGAAAAGCUUCACAGACAAGAAACCAGUGAAGCAUCCAAGGACCUCUUUGAGAAAUUAACUCUGUUGCUUGGAAUAAUGAUAAAUUUGACAAGAUCAGUUCUACUUGUAAAGAUUUCUGCAGAUGAACACAACAUCAAAGAAAAUAUUUGGAGUGCUGUAAAGAAGCCUUGCAUCAAUUGUCUUCGUAAAACCCUUGUAGAUUCAAAUGUGCAGGUUCAGAUGGCUGGAUUGCAUGCAUUGAGAACAAUCCUGCAAACAGCUGUUGCAGAGAAUCCCAAAAAUAACAACUACACAGUAGCUCUUAUUGUCAUGGGAGACCUUGCUAGUGAUGUUUUCUCACUAAUUCAAAAUUCAACACAGCUGCAGAAAUUAAUGACAAAUGAGCUAGCGUCAUCUGUUGGUGAAAGUUUAAAACUUUUUCUUCUUCUAUACACUUUAAUAGAAGCCAGUGAGUCCCAACAAGAUGUCCUUAAUUUGCUUUUACAAGCAAUAAUUAUGGCCGUCUCUUUAGAUUCUGAAGAAAAUUUGCAGGCAAGUACUGGGUUGAGAAGUGUGGCAAUGAAGCUUGUAUCACAUCUUGCCAAUGUUCCAUCAUCUGCUACACAAUUCAGAGCUGUUUUGCAAGGAAUGCCAGUUGAUAUAAGACAAAAACUUCAGGAUAUUAUUCGAGCUUCAGUUGCUCAAGAGACCAAGUCAAGUUUGGCAAUUAGUCUGCCUGUUCCAUUGACUGUACCAAAACUGGUUGUCCAGUCAUCAGCAGCUAAAUCAGAGAUGCCUUCACAGCCAGACUCUAUCAUGUCCAUCUCCCCUAGGGUAAAAUCGGAUGAUGGUCUGGAUGGUGUGGAAGAUGACGACUGGGACAAUUUUCAGUCUUUUCCAGUCUCCACCACGGUAAUUUCUGAAGACACAGUUCAAUAUGAAUCAGCUUCAGGAGAUUUGUCCAAACAGGGAACUGAUUUCCCAGCUGAAGACUGGGAUGAUUUUCAAUCUUUUUCUGAAACUCGGUCGGUUAUAGAUUCAACUAUCAUCAGGGAAAACAUAGAAGAUGGACAUGUAAAUUCACUCUCUGGAGCUUUUGAAGAACAUUUAUCACAACAGAAGCGAACUAUACAGAAAGAGAAUUUGCAAGAAGAUGAUUUAAAUAAAUUCAGUGAAGAUGGCAGUCAUGAGGAUGAUGCUGAGUCUUAACUGGAUCUUUCUACAUCCCAUUGCUGAUGCUGAAACAAUUGAUGACCUACAUAUUAUCUUUAACAGUCCAGUUCAUAUGGGCUGACAGAAGCAGAACCUGAAAAAUCAAAAUCCUUCUAUUUCAGGCUUUUCAAGUAUUUUCACAAAUUUAGGGAUCUGGGAUUCCUACAUCAGAAACAGAGGAACCUCAUGAAUGUGUUUCAAAACUUUUUGAUUAGUAUUGUUUGUGGCUGAGGAGACAGAUUAAUCACAAUGUUAGUCAUGCUUUGAUCAAAACGAAUUCCUCACCAAAAAAACUAAAUAUAAAUGGUGUACCAGAAAUGAAGGACAUGUGAGGUAUCAUUCUGUAACUCUAACUAAUAAAUAUUUCAACAUUUGCAAAAUUGUAUUAAGUAUAGCUUGCCCACUAAUAUGCUGGACUGAAUUAAGCAGCAGGUAAGGGGAACUAUAGCAUUGGGCGACCCCUUUGAGGUGGCAUGUGAGGACAUGUAUGAUAGAGUAGUAGCAAAUGAAGAGCUAUGAGAAUUGUUUGCCAUGCCGAUGAUACAAUAGAGGGCAGCAUGCCAUACCUGACCUUCCCAAGGAUCCCUGUCAAGAUCAACUCUCACUAAAUUUUUGUAUUAGUAUAGGCAUAUUUUUCACUUUAGGGUUGAGUUACAUUUUAAAUUUCUCUAUCCCUUGACAUGAUCAAGCCAGGUGAUUUGGCUAUACGGAUAGCAGAUGGCAUUGUAUUUUUAUAAAAGUUGUAGUCAUUCUGAAAUUUGUUGUCAUUCUUAGUUGGAGUCAAAGUCCUGUUUUUUAAAACUGUAUAUAUUUGCCACUAUUAAUUGAUAUCAUUUGUUAAUUCAUUUAUUUAUUAAGUUGACGAA
This is a messenger RNA of Cryptomeria japonica (Japanese cedar), 7397 nucleotides long. Its product is annotated as protein SWEETIE. The record is from RefSeq and is a predicted model, not a curated record. The transcript has 48 exons. Gene Ontology annotation, biological process: carbohydrate metabolic process. The coding region runs from base 139 to 6528 and encodes 2129 amino acids. NCBI's taxonomy places the organism in Eukaryota, Viridiplantae, Streptophyta, Pinopsida, Cupressales, Cupressaceae.